Messenger RNA from Aspergillus costaricaensis CBS 115574, 1434 nucleotides. RefSeq lists its product as uncharacterized. The coding region runs from base 1 to 1434 and encodes 477 amino acids. NCBI's taxonomy places the organism in Eukaryota, Fungi, Ascomycota, Eurotiomycetes, Eurotiales, Aspergillaceae. The transcript has 2 exons. The record is from RefSeq and is a predicted model, not a curated record.
AUGGCCAUCUUAUUACGUACGACACUUCUACUACUCUGCACUGCAUCCAGCUUUGUCUUCGCCCAGAACGUCACCACGGAGGCCCAAGCAACAGAACGGGUGGGAUGGGUUGCUAACGAUACGACCCGAAGCACUUCUCAGAUUAUCUUCUGUUGCGUAUCUAUCUUCCUUGUCUGCUCCUGGGAAUGUGUGCACCUGAAUAUACCAAGUAUUGAAGAGAGCGAAGCAGGCUGGUAUAUUUACAGGGGCUGGCUGUAUUACUGGCCCACGGCUCCUCUACGACGACUUUGGUUUCGGAGAAUGGGAUGGGUGGCUUUGAUUGCCAUUGCCCCGGAGAUCGGAGUGGCAGUAGCCUUGGAAGAGCUAAUGGAGGCUAGGAAAACCUUUAGGAGAUAUAAGCAUCUUGGUUUCACCAUGCCCCACGCUUUUUAUGCCUGUAUGGGUGGGUAUCGGGUGGCCAUUCCCCGAACCUUUCUCAAUCAGGAUGUUGACACUCGGGAUGGUCCAACGUUGAUGGCCGGGACUGUACAGGGAGACAACGAGAAUCAUCAAAUUUUAGUGAAAGAUACUAUGGUCGAAAGGAUGUUAUAUUAUAGCCCUCAGCUGACCACCCUAGAGAUACUAGAUGAACUAGGAAUCUUUCCGGCCACUGAGGAAGCUUGCUUACAGGACCGAGGCCUUCCUCUAAUGAAGGAGGAAGACAUUCAUAAUGUUUCGACAUCAGAUGCUGUUAUCAAGGGGUUUGCUUGUCUUCAAUGCGUAUGGCUUAUCAGUUUGGACAUCACGCGUGCGGCUGCGGGUCUGCCCAUCAGUGAGCUUGAGCUGAUGACACUGGCCUUUAUUUUCUGUGCGCUGAUAAUGUACGGCUUGUGGUGGUAUAAGCCGUUCGGAGUCCAACGUGCCACCCUUAUACUCCCUUCCAACCAGGAAAAAGCAAGUAUUGUGCAAGAUAGGCUGGGUCCACCGGGCGCUGAGGGGAGAAGUCAGGGAAUAGGUACUGUGGUUGAAACCUGGCUGGAUUUGCCUCGUUGCUUCUUAUUUGAUCCUUUCGACUGGAAAAGAAGCGAGUAUGAUGAGCCAAGAUCCAUAAUCUGCAACCUCACCUCUCUGGUAUUCUCUGGUUUCCAUCUUGUUGCCUGGAACUGGGAAUUUCCAUCAGACACGACCCGCAUGCUCUGGCGCAUCUUUAGUCUGACUGCAACAGGAGCCCCCUUGGUCCUGAUGAGUAUUUCAGGAAUCUUGCUUGUUUACUAUACGACGGGCUCCAGGGUGAGAUAUAGGGCGGCUCUGAAGGUGGUGAUGUAUGGGAUGAGUAUCAUCUAUACCAUCUCACGAGUCGGCUUGAUUAUUUUGGUUUUUUAUUGUUUCUCUUCGAUGCCGGCCGCUGUCUACAAGACAGAGCAAUGGUGUCAUUUCUUUCCCCAUUUUGCUUAA